This is a messenger RNA of Thunnus maccoyii (southern bluefin tuna), 1394 nucleotides long. RefSeq names its product ovarian cancer G-protein coupled receptor 1-like. The transcript is spliced from 3 exons. Gene Ontology annotation, molecular function: G protein-coupled receptor activity. The record is from RefSeq and is a predicted model, not a curated record. Lineage: Eukaryota; Metazoa; Chordata; Actinopteri; Scombriformes; Scombridae. Gene Ontology annotation, cellular component: membrane. Gene Ontology annotation, biological process: phospholipase C-activating G protein-coupled receptor signaling pathway; positive regulation of Rho protein signal transduction. Bases 157 to 1014 code for a protein of 285 amino acids.
UAUACACUGUAUUUGUGUGAACUUGCACCUCAAGACUUUAGUGAUGUCACUUAACAAUGUUAUGUAGAUAUUAAAAAACUUCCAUAACCUGAUCUCUCAUACAACAGGUUUCACUCUGAAGAAGAAGAAGAUUUCUACAUCAACAACACCUUACAGAUGGAAAGCAAUAAUUACAGCAAUGUCACAUUCAACUAUAAUUCCACCUCCGAUGACAUCCCUUAUAAUAUUGAACCAAAUAUUCCGUAUGUGAUAACAUGCGUAAUCAUUAGUUUCGGCCUCCCUUUGACUCUAGUGGCCAUCUACUCUCUUUAUUCCCAGGUGCAAAAUAACAAUGUUGCUCCAAUCUACAUCAUCAACCUCCUCAUCUCUGACAUCAUUCAGCUCUGCUACAUGAUCUUCUUAGUGGCAAAUCCUGUGGACUGGAAGAUCUAUAAAAUCUUCUUUUAUAUUUACUGCUUUGGUGGGGUGAGCAGUGUUGGCUUCAUGGUCUGUGUCGCCCUGGAAAGGUAUUUGCUCAUCGCAUGGCCACUGUGGUACCGCUUCAGAAGAACCAUCAAGAUCUCUCUUGCAGUCUGUGUCGUGGUCUGGACCCUUCCUCUUGUUUUUGUCCUUCCUUUCUAUUUCCAGGUUGAAAUUAAGGUCUUAAAAACCAUUUUCGCUGUCUUUCUCCUUGUUCCUUUACCACUGUUCAUAUUCUUCCUGGGUGGGACCCUCAAAUCGCUGUCUGCUGCCAUCUCGGUCUCCUCUGAUGAAAAACGACGAAUUGUGGGGAUGUUGGUCCUGGUGCUGCUCAUCUACACGCUGCUGUUUCUACCCAGCAUCAUCUGGUUUCUGGUAGGAGAAGCCAGAGAUAAUUAUACCUUCAGCGACCUGACUUUCAUGCUUCUUAAGUUGAGUCCUCUUGCAGACUUGAUUCUGUAUGUUUUCAUGAGGAAAGGGGCCAUAGACAAGCUUUUGGCCUCACUGUGUUGUUGCAGAAUGGACAGUGAUGAUAACAGCAGAUCAUCAGCAUGAAAGACAACAACAUGUACACAGUCAGCUCCAUGCAGGCAGAGAAAGAGGGAGAGAGAAAAAGGAAAAGACAACAAAACUAAUAACGCUGUUUGUUGUCAGCCAGUGGUGUGACCAUCACAAGUAGAUGAAAAGAAAUCAUUGUUUUGAUUAUGUUGUGAGAGAAGUGGUUAGUGGGAAAUGUUUGUCCAUGCAGGUUAACUUUUUCUGAUUCAUGGGGAUGACUUCAACAAAUGUACAUUAAACAUGUUUUUAUUUGACUUUUAGCUGGAAGUUGAUGUCUAUCAUUAUUAUCCUUUGAAGGGGACAUAGCAUGCUUUUUGUGAUUUUCUGUCAUUUAUCUUCAUAAUUUAAGUCUGCCAAGGGGCAGCUUCCUGGACCUG